AUGAUGUAAGAAGUGAGUGAAAGAAAAAUAUCAACGAUAACAAAAAAUGAUAAUGUUCUUGAUUUAGUUAAGAUCAAAGUUAGAUUAGAUGAACAUUUUUAUAUUUUUUCUCGUUUCAUGAUAAGCAGAAUGUUAACAUUAUCAAGAAUAAAGAAAUUAGAUGCAAUAUAGAUUGCUAAAGAUAUAAAAAAAUAAUUAAUAGAUAGAAAUUCACUUGAAAUUAGCUCAAAUGAAUUAGAAGCUAUAAUAUUUUAGACGAUGAAUAAAUUCGGAUAUUAAAAUAACAUAUAAAAAUAUCAGAUGGUUUCAAAGUACUAAAUCAAAAAAUCGUAGUUUCUACCGUCACAGAACACCUAUGAUCAUUAUAAUUUUUGGUGCCCCAAGUAUAGGAAAAUCUCUUUUAGCUAAUAAUUUAGCAGAAAGAUUAAAUAUUUCAAAUGUUUUGUAAACUGACAUCGUAGAAAUGGUUAUGAGAAGUAUAAAUCCAGAAUAAUUUAAUUAUGAUGAAAAUGAAGACUUUAUAACAAAAUUUAAGAAAGUAAAAGAAUUAGAAUUAAUUAAGAGAAUUGCAGAUUAAUCAGAAGAGGAGUUUCAACUGAUAUUUCUAAAUGUUUAUCAGAAGGAAAAGCAGUCAUUAUAGAAGGAAGUGCUGCUAUGCCUGAAUAUUAUUUAGAAGCUAUUGAUAAAUAAGAAAUUGAAGAUGAUCAAACUUAAUUACAAUUAAUUACAAGUUUCAAUUAAAAUGAUAUUAAACUUAAAAAACCUUAAAGAAAAGACUUAUUGCUUUUUAAUCAAUAAAAAAAAUUAAACACUUAGUUUAAAAUCAUAUUUCCUUAACCUGAUGAAGAUUUUGAAGAUGAAGAAUAAAUUCAAAAACACUUUAAAUUAUGCAAAGAUUUGGAUAAAAUUGUAAAUAAAUAAUUUAAAAAUUAGGAUUAAUCACAUUCAAUGAUUUUAGGCUUUUUACCUAUACUAUCUAGAAAUGACCAUUUAUAUAACAUAGAAAAUAAUAUGAGUAAAAAGAUACCAAAGGACUUAAUAGAGGAAAAGCUUAAUUAAUUUUAAUCUAUAUAGAAUGAGUUAUUAAAAUAAAGAAGCAAAUGUAUUCUUUUACCUAUUAAUUUACAUAAUUUAGAAGAGACAUUAGUAUAAUAUAUAAAUUAUUUAAGGACACAAUGCAUGAUAUUAUUUUAUAAAAAAUCCUAGAUCAAUCCACUUGA
Paramecium sonneborni is the source of this 1220-nucleotide messenger RNA. The record is from the annotation of a GenBank genome assembly. Lineage: Eukaryota; Ciliophora; Oligohymenophorea; Peniculida; Parameciidae.